AUGGCAAGCAUGGGGCUCUUGAGCCCGACUUUACACAUUGAGGUUCUCAUGACCAGCGCUGUCUCGGCUCAGGCACUGAAAGACAUCCGAACAGCCAUCACGCAGUUCUUGCACAAACAAUACUGGGGCUUGAAGCUUGACCAAGAAAUUUCCGGAUACGAAGACAUCGCACACGCGCACCUGAUCGCCCGAAUAGACGUCGCAGACUACACUGGUCCGCCGCAAGAAGGAAACUGUUACGUCCUGAAUGAGGUCCAACUAGACGUCGUCAUCUACACACUCCGAGCCUUCGAAGAAGCUCGACCACGUCGCAGAAUCAGCCAGUUUGCAGCUGAAGAUGAGGUCUCGCAGACACGCAUUCUGCCUCUGCCUCAUGUGGCUCUGAAAGAUGAGUGGAGCUCGCUGAUUUAUGGUGAUCGUCUUCCUUCGCAGCUGCUACGCUACCUCUGCCGGAUGUUGGUUGUGAUGAAGCAGCCUGGGCUCAAUCUGAGCUUGUUCAAUUGGAAUCGGCUCUGUCUGCUUCAUGGGCCUCCAGGUAGCGGCAAGAGUACUCUGUGCCGCGCACUGGCGCAGAAGCUCAGCAUCCGACUCUCGGGUAUGUUUUCUCAGGCCGUACUCAUGGAAGUCAACACGACAGCGAUGCUCUCCAAGUACUUUGGCGAAAGUGGCAAGCUUAUCACUUCACUGUUCGACAAGAUCCACGGCAUGGCACAAUCUUCUACGACGCUGGUUUGUGUUGUCAUUGACGAAAUUGAGACCAUUGCCGGCUCGCGAGAAAAGGCCAAUGCUGGUGGCGAGUGUAGCGACGGAGUUCGGGCGACCAACCAAUUACUCACUGCGCUUGAUCGUCUCAGAGCGCUGCCCAACAUUGUCGUGCUGUGCACGAGCAAUCUUCUUGGUGCGAUUGAUCCAGCAUUUCUCGAUCGAGUCGAUAUCAAGCAGUUCGUGCCUAGCCCGUCUCAGUCAGCGAUUUACAACAUCUUCCGGUCCUGCUUGAACGCGCUUGUCGCGGACGCAGCACCAGAUGGAACUGCACACCCAGUAUCGCCAAAAGAAGCUGAUUCCCCAGCUGAGACUCCGCAGCAGCGUACGCAAACCUCUCCCGAGGACGGGAGCACGACCAAGCCCGAAAAGCCCUCGAUUGCAACGUUGGAGCAGAUGAAGAUUGAGUAUUAUGAGCAGCCGGAAGCAGCUUGUCGACGAUUGUGGACCAUAGCUCGGAAGUGCGAGGGGUUCAGUGGACGGAGACUGCGUCGUUUACCUAUACAUGGCCUGGCAAUGUACACAUGGUGCAGCACGUACUCCCUUGAUGAUGCGGUCACCGCUCUCGAAGCAGCAGUCGAUGAGGAGCUGCAGGUGAAGUCGAGUGGCACUGCGUGAACUCAUGUGAGGAAGCUCGUCAUGAACUCUUGCGCCCGACAGCGAACCGAGACUAGAAUUACUUAGCGUUGCAUGCCAGAC
This is a messenger RNA of Cercospora beticola, 1461 nucleotides long. RefSeq names its product Pch2p (gene PCH2). Lineage: Eukaryota; Fungi; Ascomycota; Dothideomycetes; Mycosphaerellales; Mycosphaerellaceae. Gene Ontology annotation, cellular component: chromosome; nucleus. Gene Ontology annotation, biological process: meiotic recombination checkpoint signaling; reciprocal meiotic recombination. Gene Ontology annotation, molecular function: ATP hydrolysis activity; ATP binding. The record is from RefSeq and is a predicted model, not a curated record.